Messenger RNA from Rangifer tarandus platyrhynchus (Svalbard reindeer), 990 nucleotides. The record is from the annotation of a GenBank genome assembly. NCBI's taxonomy places the organism in Eukaryota, Metazoa, Chordata, Mammalia, Artiodactyla, Cervidae.
AUGGCGGUGCUAAGCCAGCUUCUCUUUUCUUGGGGUCGCGGUCCCCGGCGGUUUUUCAGUUAUGGAACAAAAACAUUAUAUCAAAACAAUGAAGCUGUGCAGUCUAAAUUCUUUCCACCUUUUCCAAAAGUGAUGCUACCACCCAAUAGUUUUCAAGGAAAAGUGGCAUUUAUUACCGGGGGAGGCACUGGCCUUGGAAAAGGAAUGACAACUUAUCUGUCCAGCCUGGGUGCGCAGUGUGUGAUAGCCAGCCGAAAAAUUGAUGUCUUGAAAGCAACUGCAGAGCAGAUAUCUUCUCAGACUGGAAAUAAGGUUCAUGCAAUUCAGUGUGAUGUGAGGGACCCUGAUAUGGUGCAAAACGCUGUGUCAGAAAUGAUCAAAGUCGUCGGACAUCCUGACGUUGUGAUAAACAAUGCAGCAGGGAAUUUUAUUUCUCCCUCCGAAAGACUCUCUCCUAAUGCUUGGAAGACAAUAACUGACAUAGUUCUGAAUGGCACAGCCUUUGUGACUCUGGCAAUUGGGAAAGAACUAAUCAAAGCCCAGAAAGGCGCAUCAUUUCUUGCUAUUACAACCAUCUAUGCUGAGACUGGAUCAGGUUUUGUAGUACCAAGUGCUUCUGCCAAGGCAGGAGUGGAGGCCUUGAACAAGUCUCUUGCAGCUGAAUGGGGUAAAUAUGGAAUGAGAUUCAAUGUGAUUCAACCAGGGCCUAUAAAAACCAAAGGUGCCUUUAGCCGUCUUGACCCAACCGGAGCAUUUGAAAAAGAAAUAAUUGACAGAAUUCCCUGUGGUCGGCUGGGGACUGUGGAAGAACUCGCAAAUCUUGCUGCUUUCCUUUGUAGUGAUUAUGCUUCUUGGAUUAAUGGAGCUGUAAUCAGAUUUGAUGGUGGAGAGGAAGUACUUAUUUCAGGGGAAUUCAACAGUCUGAGGAAGGUCACCAAGGAUCAGUGGGAUGUAAUAGAAGGACUUAUCAGGAAGACCAAAGGCUCCUAA